CCUGCCUAACAUAAUGGGGAAGAAAAUUAAGUCUAUAUUUUUGGUCAGGUGUUUUAACAAACUUUAUUUUAAUUAAAAAACAGAGCAAAUUGCUAAUGGAUAGGAACACACUGGUUUCUCAAUUUGAUAAAGUCCUCCUAAGUUCAAACGGGCCGGGAUAGCUCAGGCUGGUAAAGAAGCCUGUUAUUAGAACACAGAGCCUGCAAUUACUGCAGGUUCAAGCCCGGCCCAAGGUUGACUCAGCCUUCCAUCCUUUAUAAGGUAGGUAAAAUGAGGACCCAGAUUGUUGGGGGGGCAAUAAGUUGACUUUGUAAAAAAAAAAUACAAAUAGAAUGAGACUAUUGCCUUAUACACUGUAAGCCGCCCUGAGUCUUCGGAGAAGGGCGGGAUAUAAAUGUAAACAAAAAAAAUAUGUUUGAUGCUGUAUUUAGGAUUUAUUUAGUAAAUUUAUUAUCCUUAAUUAUAUUGUGUUCUGUCUUAUCAAUGCACACACUUUACUUCUAUCAUCUUCAACUGACCUUGCUCUGCCUUAUGUAAUACAGUACAUUCUUUGAUGCAGAAGCAUCUUGUGAGAUAAAAAAACAAAAUAAAACCAAGGCUCUGAACACAGCCAUUCAUGUCUUUGUUAUCUCCUGUUUAGAUUAUUGUAAAUUACUCUACAUGGGGCUGCCCCUGAAGAUAAUCAGAACCUUCAGCUGGCCAGAACACAUACUCACAAGCUAGUACAGCAUCUGUAUUGUCAUAUUACUGCUGCAGGAGCUGCACUAGUUGACAGCAUGUUUAUGACUGCAGUUGAAGAUGCUGGUUGCUACUUUUAAAGGCCUAUAUUGCUUGGGACCAGGGUAUCUAAGAGAUUCCCUUUAUAAAAUAGUUUCAGAACUAUUGAACCAGAUGGCCCAAUAGUCUCUACUAAGAGUUUCCAUCUAUUAGGAGAUAUGGCAAGAGAAGAUGAAAACAUCAGGUGUUCUCAAGGGCAGAUUUCUUCCUAUGGAACAGCUUGCCCCCGUAGGUGACUAUCAACCCCCAUCCUUAUGGCAUUCUGGCAGCUAGUAAAACCCUCGCUUUUCUAGAAUGCCUCUGGGAACUGACAAUAAAGCCACAAUUUAUUCUUUGUGUGAGAAUGAGCGCAUGCAUGCAUGAACAUUUAUUAUUUCGUGUUAUAAUUUAUUAUUGAAAAAUUUAAAUGUAUUUUAUUCUUAAUAUUUUAAUAACUCAAACUGCCUAGAGUCCAUAAGGAUUAAGGCAGUAGCUAAAUUGCAUGAAUAAAUAAAUAAAUAAAUAAAUAUUCCCAGGUUUAAAAAAUAUCCAUCUAGUAUAAGGAAGCUAUUUACAAGACAAUGUGGCAUUAUUUGAACAUAAAUAUAGGUCUAGUCUAGUUCAUUUGCAAAUUAUCCAUAUUACUUUUUGAGAAUGUAAAAGGGAAAGAGAAACACACGUUAAUAUAAGUUACUAGAAAAAGGCAUAAGAUAUGGAUGCCAUUAAUAAAUAAACUUUUCUAUCACGUAAGGCAUCAUUUCAAUGAAAUAUUUGUCCCUGUCCUGAGAGAGGACAAUUAAAUUCUAAAAUUAGGGAAGAAUCCCACAGUCAGUGAAAAAAAAUGAAGCUGGAAGUAAAUUGGAUAUUUCAGCAAGACAAUGAUCUGAAACAUAUCUUCAAUUUAACCAUGAAGUAAUUUCAUGAAGGAAAUAUGAAGUCUUGGAAUAACAUUCACAAUCGCCAGACUUGGACUGUGUGAACAUCUGUGUGGAGUUCUGAAACAAAGUUUAUGUAAAGAGACAUAAGAAUAUUUCCAAGCUAGAAGAGUUCUGCAAGGAAGAGUAGAGGAAAAAAACUUUUAAAGCAAAAAUAGGCUGUCAGUUGUCUACAGGAAUGCUCUGAAGAUGGUUUUUUUUUCUGGCAAAGUAGUUAUUACUAAGUCAUGACUGAAAUGAUAUCCAAACAUAUGCACCUGUCACAUUGUUUAAACAAAGAUACAAUUUGGUACAUCUCUGUGAUAUUGCCUAUUAAUCCUGAAUUUCUCCAAAGCCACCAAAAAAUAUUCCAGUCAGGAGCAUUUAGAGAAGAAAUGAUUUCCCAUAUAUUUACCUAGUCUUCUUCAAAUAAAAAAGAUAUUUUAAAAAAUCCAGGAUAUUCUGGGUUAAAAAGAAGAUAAAGUUGCCUCUAGAUUCUGUUGAAACUGGAUUAAUUAAUUUGUCUUUAUUUAUAUGCUAUGAUUUCAACGUGCAGUUGCUGAAAAACCCCUUUGGCUUAUUAUUACCUAAUAAUCUCUUGAUGAAGGAAACAUCAAGAAUGAUUGUCUGAAAGAUGGCCAAUUCUCUCCACAUGUCUGAGUGGAAGUCCUAAUAUGUUGACAGCAUGGUAUUUAUUAUAUAGCAGCCUAUUGAAAAGGCUGUAGAAAGGCCAUAUUUAUCUGAGUUAUUCUAAAUUAAUUUACUUGCGAUGCUAUCUAGUGUGAUUUAUCGUUGAAUUUAAAACACCAGCUUCUACAGUGGGUUUAUAUGGGUUUAACUUCAAAUGUUCCUAAUGCAGGAUGCGUUUAUACUUUAUGAAAAAUGAUAGGUACCAGCAGAGAGGGCAGGGGGGCUGAAAAGACAUCAGCCAAAAAAAUAAUAAUCUCCAAUCUAAAUUCCCUGGUGUAGAAACCGCAGAUGAGACCAGGAAUCUCACGCAUCUCUUAUUUAUAGCUACUGCUUUUCCUGCAACGGUGCGUGUAUAAAGGCUGCAGAAACCUUAUUUCAUAACACCGCCUUAUUAUAAGGCUGAGCGGAAACACUCAUGGAAGAGCGCGGUAAAGAUUUCACUGGGAGUUUUUGCUUCGGGUUUCGCCGGAGCCUCAGGGCCAGUCUGCUGCGCCAUCUCAGACUUGCACAUACUGUACAGUACAUAAGAUGGGCGAAGACUUCUCUUUGGCGGCGUCGGCUUUCCCUGACGAUCGCAAGCUUCAGUAUGACGCAGAGUUCCUCCUUUGUCACGCCAAGAGCCCGGCGUUCAUUUCCAAGUCUGCGCAAUUCCUGCGUCGCUAGAAGACACGGGAGCAGCCGAAAACGUCGCCUCGCCAGGUUGGAAACUUUCGGUGGACGAUUUCAAGGUCUUCUAAAGGGCUGCGGCGAUUCUCGAGGACCGCCGUAGCUCCUCCCUGGGUUUACCGCGGACUAAACUGGAAAAAAAAAAAAGGUGGGGAGGGGAGAACCUGCAGGUCUUUCUCCGGCUCUUCACGAAAGCAAGCCCACCUGCCCUCAAGUUGUAGCGCGCAGCAUCAGUCCGGCAGCCGGCUACAGAGGGGACCGUUCUUCCACCUACGCCUUCGUCUACCCUCCUGCGGCGGAGAGCGAAAGCGAAAGCCGGGUGUGGCUCCGCCCCGCUUGCUGCGGCUGGAGGGAACCGUCGAAGCUUGACAGGCUGCGGGCUGGGCGGCUCCGGGUCCGCGCUCCGGAUCUCCUCCUCCUCCCCCCGCUACUAGUCUUUCCCUUGGCCUGCGAGAGGAUCGUCGCGGCAAGAAAACGGAUUGCCCUCCCUUGCGCCAGCCUGGACAUGUGGAUGUUAUGCGUGUGGUGGGUGCUGCUGGGCACUCUGGGCGCCGGUUCAGCCCAGCUGUCCUUUGCGAGUGUCCCAUUUCUUGAAGUGAGCAACUGUAAUGGACAGAAAAUCAUCCUCCCUUGUGUGGUAACUAAUCUGAAAGAGAAUAGCAGUAUGGCAAUGUUUGUGUCAUGGCAAUUUGAAGGAAAUCAAUUUUUCAUUUAUGAUGGAGUUUCUGAUAACAUUACCAAAAACAGUAGUUUUCAUACUGCAACUUUUCUGAACCGCUCGAUGGUACCCUACGGCAUUGUUUCACUUUCUAUAUCGACAAAGCAGGCUCGUCUAGGAAAUUAUACUUGUGAAGUAACAGAAGGAAACAGAGAAGGAAAAACAAGAUUUGAACUGAGAGAGAGUUCAGCUUGCCUAAAUAAUUCAUCAGAAAUCGUACCUUGGUUUAACCCUGUGGAGCGGUACUCUAUCAUUUCCAUCAUAAUAUUGAUUGUUAUUUUAUACUGGUGCCAGUUCAUUACAGUAGCUAAAAAGUUUGACAUGACAUUCAAAAAGAAAAUUGGCUUAAAUGUUACAGGAAUAUUAAUAUCAAUUUUUGCUGUAAUUGGUAUCAUUUUUUAUGCCCAAGGUGGAUAUACAACAUUGGUUAAAACUGGUAUUGGCCUCAUUGUCAUCCCUGCAAUCAUCGUAGUGCCUCUUUUAUACUUCCUGUUCACAUCAGUUUUUGAGAAGCAACCACUUUUUGCAGUUAUUUUGCUAGCUCUGAAAGCACUCGGAUAUGUAAUUGCUGUGGCUGGAUUUGCUUUGUGUGUGACAGAAUGUCAGCCGAAAAAUGGAGCUGUUUUGAUUGCAGGCUUAGCAAUUAUUAGUGCUGUAGCAGCAAUUGGCUUAAUUUACAUUAUUAUUAUUAUUGGUUCCAACUUGAAAGAUCAUCAGCCUCCAAGGAAAGCUGUUGAAGAAUCACUUAAUGCACUGGAUAUGAGGUAAUUGAAUCCAAUUAUGGACAUGGAAACAAGUGGAGAGAGACUUUUGUUGAUACACCGUGGCCUUGAAGAUGCACUACUCAAAGAGAAAUAAAAUCAGGAAAUUAAUUGUUUUGCAUGUUUGGAAAAGUGCUGUAAUGGCUCACCUGAUGUAACUUAUAGUCACAGCAGCUGUAGUAAUUUUAAAAGAGAAGUAAGUUGUAUGCACGUGAGGUUUCCCCCUUUCCCUUCCUUACAGAUGGAUGAGAGCAAAAACUAUGACGCUCUUGGUCCACUUUCUCUUUAGUGCUGCACUUCUCAGAGGAUCUUGAAAAUGCUGUUUUGCAUAGAGACCAAACAUCAUGAGGGACUAUUUUUGGACAUCACAACCUUGAUACAUUGGCUGUCGUCACCUCUGGGCCAGGGCUUUUGUUUGUUUGUUUUCCAUUUUGCUUUCAGUUUUGGUAUCCCUAAGCAACAACUGCUUAUAUGAAAUAGCAAUCUUUAUAUUUUAGAAAAAGCUGCAGUGCUGAAAGUGGGGAUUGCUCAGAGGUUCUCAAAGAAAAAUGUAUGUAUGUAUUUAUUUGCUGAUCCUCUUGCUCGCCAAAAAUUGGUGAAUUCCAGCCCCACUUUAAAAAAAAAAAAGUUUAGCUAAGCCAGCACUGGGAUGUUUGAAAGUAUCUCAAGGUCACAGAAGAGAUUUCUAGUGGACCACUUAUACAAAUAUUUGUACUGCAUGAUAGAUUGUAUGAUUUUCUUUCUUGAAUUUUUAUUCACUGUUCUCUUAAAAACAACUGCAUUCCCAAUCUAUACUGUCAUGUGAAAAAAGUAAGUACACCCCAUGUAAAAUUUUCUCUAAGAUAUAUAUAUAUAUGGAAAUAUCAAUAUUUUUCUUAAUUUAAAUAAUAUAUAAAGGUGACUUAAAUGAACUUAAAAAAGAAAAAAAUGACUUUGCAAUCAUUUAUUUCACCAGAAAAUUAAAAGAUAUGCCAUUUUCUUCUAUGAAAGAAUUAUGUCUCUAAUAAUGUACCCUUUGACAGAAACAACCUCAAGUUAACCUUUUUUUCAAUUAUUUACUAUUGUCCAACAUUGCCUGGGAGGAAUCCCCCCCUCCCUUUUUUGCAGAUUUUUUUUCAUCUGUGCAAUGUUUGGGCUGUUUCAAAUUUCAAAUCACCUGAUAGCAUCUCAGUGGGAUUUAGAUCUAUACUUUAACUUAGCCAUUCCAUCCAUCCAUCCAUCCUUCUCUCUCCCACCCUCUCUCUCUUGCUUGACUUUCAGUCUUCUGCAAGAUGGUAUCACAUUAUUCUCAAACACCUUUUUUUACAAUGAAGAAUUCAUGGUGAAUUCUAUGAUGAUGAGCUGCCCAGGUUCUGAUUGCAGCCUCAAGCACCCUUGAUAGUUUGUUAUUAGGUUCUUCUGGUGAAAUACUAUCUUUGGUUCACCCCAAAUAUGUCUUUUGUUAUGGUAACUGAAUAACUCUAUUUUUGGCUUGUUUGUGUCCAGAGCACAUUGUUCAUAAAUCCUGGUCUUUGCCUACUAAAUGUAACAAAACAUCCCCCCCCCCCCCGCUUGCUCAUCCUACUACUUUCCUCCCUAUUGUUUAAUUAGAGCUGAUAAUUGGUAUUUUUAUAGUAUUUUAUUCUUUGUUUUUAUAUAGUUUUAUUCUUUUUAACCUUGUAAGACACCCAGAACCACCUCAUGGUAAGAUGAUCAACAAACAAAUUUAAUAAAUAAUAGUACACUCAUGUACUUCAACAUCAAUCAUGCCAAGAGGUACAUGUACAAUGAAAUUCUGGGGCUCUUAGAAACUUCUUUCAGCAUCUUGAAUUCUGCUCUCAGGCUGAACUUGUAGAAACAGCCUGGUCUGGCUAAGUUGCCAGUUAUUUAAAAACUGUUCCACCUUCAAUAAAAUCAUUGUUUGGUGAUCUUUUAAUAUUCCUUUCCAGACAUAUAAUAGCAAUAGCAAUAGCACUUAGACUUAUAUAUCGCUUCAUGAUGCUUUACAGCCCUACCUAAGCGGUUUACAGAGUCAGCAUAUUGCCCCCAACAAUUUGGGUCCUUAUUUUACCCACCUCAGAAGGAUGGAAGGAUGAGUCAACCUUGAGCCUGGUGAGAUUUGAACUGCCAAAUUGCAGGUAUCUAUAACCGUCUUUAUUAAUGCCUCAUUAGUGUGAUGAUACCAUAUACUUCAGUAACGAAGAACAAAUCAAACAGAAUCUCUAGGAUUUAAAUAGGAGAGGUUCCUCCCAGUCCUCUCCAUUUAUUUUCUAAUCAUUUAUUUAUUUAUUUAUUUAUUUAUUUAUUUUUAUUUGAUUUGAUUUUUAUACCGCCCUUCUCCCGAAGGACUCAGGGCGGUGUACAGGCAAGAUAAAACCAGCAAUACAAAUAUACAAGUUAAAAUAUCAUUUAAAAAACUUAUUUAAAAUUAGCCUGAAAUUAAAUUACCAUAAACUAAAAACCCCGUUUAAAAAUUAAUAAAAUUUCCCAUUAAAAAUCCAAUUUAGGCCAGCCCCGCGCGAAUAAAGAGAUGUGUCUUUAGUUCGCGACGGAAUGUCCGAAGGUCAGGUAUUUGACGUAGACCUGGGGGAAGCUCGUUCCAGAGUGUGGGAGCCCCCACAGAGAAGGCCCUUCCCCUGGGGGCCGCCAGCCGACAUUGUUUGGCGGACGGCACC
Ahaetulla prasina is the source of this 7159-nucleotide messenger RNA. RefSeq names its product CD47 molecule (gene CD47). Gene Ontology annotation, cellular component: extracellular exosome; plasma membrane. The coding region runs from base 3532 to 4512 and encodes 326 amino acids. The record is from RefSeq and is a predicted model, not a curated record. Gene Ontology annotation, biological process: positive regulation of inflammatory response; positive regulation of cell-cell adhesion; positive regulation of phagocytosis. The transcript has 11 exons. NCBI's taxonomy places the organism in Eukaryota, Metazoa, Chordata, Lepidosauria, Squamata, Colubridae. Gene Ontology annotation, molecular function: thrombospondin receptor activity.